CAGCUACAGUUACUUCCUGACCAAUAUGACUGUACGGAAACUUUGCUUUGUCCUGCUUCUGCCUAUGCUUGUGUGUUGCAGCCAUGAAGAGAUGCUCGUGAAGAAGGCUGGAAAGGAACCAGAUGUUACUCCAAUAUGCAGCAAUGAAACGCUGAACGUUAUCAUGCUGAUAGUGUGUAAGAUCAGCACACAGAGGAGCAGAGGAGAAGAGUGCAGCCUGCUGUAUCGACAUGGACAAAAAUUUGUGCAUGAAUGUGGCUCCAGGUUCACACUGAUGACAGAAAACGGGACUGUGUUUCUCCACCUGACAAAUUUAACACCAGAAGAUAGCGGGAACUACACCUGUGAGUGUGUACAGACUGGAGGAACAUAUAAGCUCCAUCUCAAUGUCACUGUGGAAGUGCCAAUCUCAGAGGAGGAAGAGAACAUCAAUUCAACAGACACAUCUAUUUCACUUUAUUUGAUCACUGCAGCAGGAGUCGUCAUUGUAACUGGAGUUAACCUCGCAUUUAUCUACUGGUUGAGAAGUCAUGGUUGCCGUUCACGGUCAGAAACAAUUGAAAUAUCUGUACGUAAAACUUCAUCUUCUGUGUAUGACAAUGACCUGGGGGACCAGUACAGAGGCCUUCGGCAGCCAGGAAAUGAUCUCUAUCAAAAUAUCACCUCAGUUCGCUAUCAGCGUAACAUCAGGACACAUGCAGCAAGACGUGCUGAAAAUGUCUGCAAGGAUAAUCUGGAAAUGGAUCAGGUGUCUAAUGACUAUGAAAACAUUUGAACUAGAACUCAAGUUAACUUCUAGUUUCUUUCAGUCAUCCAGUUGAAGUUCACAGCAGUGCUCGAGCCUGUCCCAGCUGUGCAAAGCCAAAAGCCAAGGUACAUCUUGGAUACACUCUGUCACAGCGCGAGAAGACAAGAGACAAACCUUCAUGCUCACACCCAUGGCCAAUUUAGAAGUGCACUUAACCUAAACCAGGCAUGUCUUUGGCCCGUGGGACAAAACUGGAGUACCUGUCAAGAAUCAACAGAGGCAAUACUAACAAGUUUGUGUCCAGCUUGGGACUUAUGUGCCAACAAAUAGCGCCAACAGAGAAGUGUUUUCAGUGAUUGCAGAUGUUCUCCUGUGCAGUUUUCCAAAAUCCCAGCUGCACAGUGCAUGAUGUGGAUGAAGCUGUCGGAUGCUGAUCGGUUGACCAGCAACAGCAAAACGGGUGAAAAAAACAUCACAGAUCAAAAAAGAUGCAUGAGAGUCACAGACAGCAGCUGCAGUGGACAUUUUUCAUUGUUUUUAAACCUCAGUUUCACUUCAGUGCUUUGUAUGUUAUAACUUCACUCUCCUCCACGGCUGGCUGAUGGAACAACAACAGUAGCCAACAGACCGUUUGUGCCGUAUAUUUAUAACACUGCCCCCAUCUGACAACAGGCGCUCUCUGCAGGUGGACGGGUGGUUUGAAGCUGACCACAGACUGCCCAGAGACUGCCA
Messenger RNA from Pelmatolapia mariae (spotted tilapia), 1480 nucleotides. RefSeq lists its product as uncharacterized. Bases 26 to 775 code for a protein of 249 amino acids. The transcript has 5 exons. Lineage: Eukaryota; Metazoa; Chordata; Actinopteri; Cichliformes; Cichlidae. The record is from RefSeq and is a predicted model, not a curated record.